Corythoichthys intestinalis (scribbled pipefish) is the source of this 7545-nucleotide messenger RNA. RefSeq names its product protein MTSS 2-like. Gene Ontology annotation, cellular component: actin cytoskeleton; cytoplasmic side of plasma membrane. Gene Ontology annotation, biological process: cell projection assembly; plasma membrane organization. Lineage: Eukaryota; Metazoa; Chordata; Actinopteri; Syngnathiformes; Syngnathidae. Gene Ontology annotation, molecular function: phospholipid binding; actin binding. The coding region runs from base 354 to 2621 and encodes 755 amino acids. The record is from RefSeq and is a predicted model, not a curated record. The transcript has 15 exons.
UUACCCCUCGACAUCUGCUGCUCCCGCGAACAACAGUGCGCGCUCCCGCGUCUCGCACCCACCACCUCCUGCCCUCUUCCCGGGACCACCGAGCUUUAUUUUUACGCGUGAGAUCAUGCGGAGCCGACGUGCGGGUGCUCUCCUCCACCUUACCCGGCUCUAGCUCACCUCGACGCGGACUGUUGCUCGCUCUCCAUCCCGGUGCCACCGAACGGAACACUUGUGUUUUGUCUGCGCGCGCCGGCCAGGGGGGGUUGCGGGUAAAAGCGACCUCUCUUUGCCCCGAGUGAGGACAACUGAGGACGGAUGUCUGAUGUUUGAGAAGGUCGCUUUUCAUUGAAUUAUCCGCGAGUAUGGAGUCUGUGGAGAAGGAGUGCGGAGCGCUUGGUGGAUUGUUCCAGGCGAUUAUCAACGAUAUGAAGAGCUCUUACCCAGUGUGGGAAGACUUCAGUGCCAAGGCUACAAAACUGCAUUCUCAACUCAGGACCACAAUUCUGGCAGCCGUGGCCUUUUUAGAUGCUUUUCAGAAAGUGGCGGACAUGGCAACCAACUCAAGAGGUGCCACCAGAGAUAUUGGCUCAGCUCUGACCAGGAUGUGCAUGCGCCACCGUAGCAUCGAGGCAAAACUCCGCCACUUUACAAACGCUCUGGUGGAAGGCCUGGUCACGCCACUGCAGGACAGAAUAGAGGAAUGGAAGAAGACUGCAAAUCAGCUGGACAAGGACCACGCCAAAGAGUACAAACGGUCUCGCCAAGAAAUCAAACGAAAGUCAUUGGAUACCGUGAAACUUCAGAAAAAAGCAAGAAAAGGGCGGGGUAACUUGCGCCCGCAAUUAGACAGCGCCAUGCAGGAUGUUAGCGACCUGUACUUGCUCAUGGAGGAGACGGAGAAGCAGGCCGUGCGCAGAGCUCUUCUGGAAGAAAGAGGGCGCUAUUGCGCUUUUAUUAACUUGCUGCAGCCUGUUGUGAAUCUUGAGAUCGCUAUGUUGGGAGAAACAACGCACUUGCAGGCCAUUGUUGAUGACCUCACAUUGCUGACGGAAGACCCGCACAAACUUCCUCCGGCCAGUGAGCAGGUGAUCCGAGACCUCAAAGGGUCAGACUUUACCUGGUCCUACCAAACCCCUCCCUCCUCCCCUAGCAGCAUCAGCUCCAGAAAGAGCAGCAUGUGCAGUCUUCUCCAGAUGCCGUCUGCGGGGGCGCAUCGGCUCAGCAGCGUCUCUUCUCACGACUCGGGGUUCGUCUCCCAGGACGCCAACACCCACUCCAAGCCUCCUUCUCCCAUGCCCUCAGACAUCACGAGCCAGAAAUCCACCAGUUCGGCCUCGUCCGAGGCUUCAGAAACCUGCCAGUCUGUCAGCGAGUGCAACUCCCCCACAGCGUUUGGCUCAUGCUCGUCCUUCGGCACCUUCCGCCCCGCUUUCUCUCACACUGGCACCAUCAGGCCUCUGUCUGUCAUACUUCCUGCGUCCCCCACAUUUAACCGCUCCCCCGGAUCCAACACCCCCUCACCCACAUCAAAGGUUCCUAGCUGGAAGGAGUGGGCCAAAGUGAGUCAGUGCGACCCGUCUUUGGCCAGCACUUUGCAACGCAGAAGGGAGUCCCCGGAUAAAACAAGGGACACGGAAGCUCCACCCAGUCCCAAGGGAUAUUCUGCGAUCCAAGGAGAUGAUGUGCACCGAGCGAGAAUGAGCCCGGGAGUUCUCACAGCUAAGCACGGGGAGCCUCUGUCGCCAGCAGCCAGUACUCUGGCUAUGGUGUUGACCAGAGGUCUGAGCAUGGAGCAGCAGAAAAGCAGCAGAGACUCCCUGCAGUAUUCCAGUGGCUACAGCACCCAGACCAAUACCCCCUCCUGCUCUGAGGACACCAUCCCCUCCCAAGGUUCUGAUUAUGAGUGCUACUCUCUCAACGGGGAUGCUGACGCUGAAGCCCAAACCGAGUUUGACAAAUCCUCCACCAUCCCUCGCCACAGCAACAUCGCCCAAAGCUACCGCCGCAUGAUCCAAACCAAAAGGCCUGCUAGUACAGCCGGUCUGCCGGCAGGUAAGGGCGCUUCAAACGGGGGGACCAUUGCCUCCGGCACUGCCACCAUUCGGCGCACACCGUCCUCCAAGACCGGGGUGCGACGCACGCCUUCCACGUCCGGCCCCAUUCCCAUCCGACCUCCCAUCGUGCCGGUCAAAACUCCCACCGUGCCCGACUCGCCUUCCCAGCAUCGCGCAUGUAGCGAGGAGUUUCUCUACCCGGAUGAUCCGUUUGCUAGCGAAUACCUGAGGUCGUCUCCUCAGCAAAGGAGCCCCCCUGACGCCGGGUGGGCUAGCGGGGGCACAGACAGGACUCCUCACCCCCUCCAGGAGACCCAAGGCAUGUCCGAAGAGGACCCGACGCUAGCUGCUAACCGCCACAGCCUCGUGGAGAAGAUAGGCGAGCUAGCGGCUAGCGCCCACGCUCUCGGCGAGGGCCAGUUCCCCUUCCCUAGCUCACCUUUAGGGGAUUCCACACAGUGCCAAGCGUCUUCGGAGACCCAAGAAAGCCCGAACAUGCUGGUUACGAUACGUCGGGGCGUUAAACUCCGCAAGACGGUCACCGAUGACCGUUCAGCUCCGAGAAUUCUACGGUAGCCUAGCGAACCAUUUUUUGAGUAAAAACGACAGCCCUCAUAACGUGAUUGAAAUUUGACGGUGCAUUGAGUGACUUUCGACAAGGUCAACGUCAUUUCGUGUUAUGUAUCUGUUACUUUUACGUAACUUUUAUUUUUUCGGGUUUGAUUUCUUCGUUUUAUCCGUGUGUUGAUCUCCGCCCCUUUUUUUCCCACUCCCAUUUUGUGGUUGUCAUAAAUCUUAACAAAACCAUGCAACACUCUGCUUCCUCUUGCUUUUAUGAUUAAUAUUAUCUUAUUUUCUUCCUCAACAAUGCAGCCGUCAUGGCAAAGUGAUGAUCCGGGAGCUCCGUGAGCUUCUGUGUGUGUGUGUCGUGUUUCCUAUCUUUACUCUACAAGCACCAUUAUUACUGUUAUGUUUCAUAAGCAGAGCAGCAGCUGGGUGAUUCAUGUAUAAUAGGAGCAAUAUGGCAGUGUUUUUAUCGCUGUACUGUACUGUCAAUAUAUUCUGCAAUUAAACAAGCUUUUUACUGCUAACUGCGUGAUUGUCUUUGACGGAAAAUGCAAAAUCGAUUGAAAACUUCCACAAAAGGAACAAAGAUCGAUGUCGUGCGCUUAUCUCGGAUACUUUUGAGUCGUUUCUUUUUCGGAACUUUUUGGCUGCCGUCGACGCCGAUAGACGUCCAAUCCAUUUUGACUGGGAGAAUUAGCAGCUAGAGCUGCAACUAAUGAUUAUUUCUAUAAUCGAUUAAUUGGCCAAUUAAACGAUUAAUCGGAUAAAUGUCACUUUUUUCAAUUACCUUCACAGUUUCACUUUUUAAAAAAAUUUUUUUAGGCAUGUUGUAAGUAACAAUGAAGACAAAAUCCAAUUUCAAAGCACACUCUCUUGUAUGACAAUUUACAGUUUGAAUGGAGUUUGUGUUGAGACUCUAAGCCAGGGGUCUUUUUCCUGUGAGGGCCACGAACUUUUCCCUUCUCUUAUGAGGGUCCGGGUGAGUUUGUAACAGAAAAAGUGUGACGAUUGCAGGAGUGCCUAAAUGUAAAAUGUUAAUGUUUUCAGAAAGGCACAAUCAAAUAACCGUUUCUGGAUUCUUCAAGAAACAAAACUAAAUAAAAUAAAUGUAAUAAAAAUUAGGGCUGUCAAAUGUAUCGCGUUAACGGGCGGCAAUUAAUUUUUGUAAUUAAUCAUGUUAAAAUUAGGGCUGUCAAACGAUUAAAAUUUUUAAUCGAGUUAAUUACAGCUUAAAAAUUAAUCGUAAUGAAUCGCAUUUCAAACCAUCUAUAAAGUAUGCCAUAUUUUUCUGUAAAUUAUUUUUGGAAUGGAAAGACAAGAUGGAUAUAUACAUUCAACAUACGGUACAUAAGGACUGUAUUUGUUUAUUAUAACAAUAAAUCAACAAGAUGGCAUUAACAUUAUUAACAUUCUGUUAAAGCGAUUCAUGGAUAGAAAGACUUGUAGUUCUUAAAAGAAACAUUUUAGUACAAUUUAUAGACAUUUUAUAUUAAAACCCCUCUUAAUGUUUUCGUCUUAAUGAAAUUUGUAAAAUUUUCAAUCAAAAAAUAAACUAGUAGCCCGCCAUUGUUGAUGUCAAUAAUUACUUACACAAUGCUCAUGGGUGGCUGAAGCCUAUAAAAUCAGUCGCACCCAAGCGCCAGCAGAGGGCGGCAAAACUCCAUAAAACACAAUUAACAAGUGGUGUUUCACUGUACCGUCAUUUAAAUAUCUGAUCGGGUAAUCUGCGUUAAUUGCGUCAAAUAUUUUAACGUGAUUAAUUUAAAAAAAUUAAUUAACGCCCGUUAACGCGAUCAUUUUGACAGCCCUAAUUAAAAUAUUUAACGCAUACGCGGAACGAUCCACUCACGCAUUGCCGCAAAGUCUACAAUGGCGUCGUUUUGCUUAUAGACCUUACUCACCAACGUCACAGAAUGACGUGUCGCUGUAUCCGGGCGCCAUAUUGUCCGUCAUUGUUUAUCCGUAUUCUCAAUGGUUUCAAUUUGUCAUGCAAUUUAUAGUGCAAUUCAUGGAAGCCCCGGUGCUUUCAGACGCUGUCAACUCAUUGGAUGUGUUGCAUAAAAGGCGUUAUGUGGAAAAGCUUCAGUCUAUCCAUUCGCCAGAUCCAUAUUUGGAUAAAUCGAUAUUUUUCAACCCGCUGUCUUUACCGUCUCUGCCUGACAUCUGCUACCCUGAAAUCUACAACUAUCUUGUCCACAGAAACGCAGCCUAUUCUCACGAAACUUUGAAAAACUUUAAGAGCAGCACUCUAAGCAACAUUACCCCGUGUGACCCUUUACUUUCAAUUUUCUAAAAUGGCAACAAUCAAUAAAAAAAAAAAAAAAAGUUGACUGCGAUGGCCGACGCUUCAAGGAUAGGUGGAUAUUGGACUAGUUUUUCAGUAAGAUACGCAACAACUGUGUCUGCCUCAUUUGCAAAGAGACAGUCGCUGUUUUCAAAGAGUUCGAUGUGACGCGAUAUUACCAAACAAGACACGCUGACAUGUACGACAACAUUACAAGGAAGAUUCGCAGCGAGAAAUUAUAGCAACUUGAAGCUAGUUUAAUUUCACAGCAGCAGUAUUUCGCAAGAGCCCGAGUGUCGAAAGAGAACGCCACAAAGGCCAGAGUGUUGAAAUUAUGAAUUAAAAAAAAAAAUAAUAAAGCAAAUGUGACACACAAGAAGGGCUGCUAAAAAUUGUUUAAAUAUAUUGUUCUACGUAAAUCAGCCAAGGUAGCCCCCCACAUUUUACCACACCAAAUCUGGCCCCCUUUGCAAAAAGUUUGGACACCCCAGCUUUCACUUGGUACCAGCUAAAUAUUAUUCAAAAAAUAAUGAUGGCGGAAGAAAUAAACAUCUUGAAUUUGAUACUGUAUGUUGUCGGCGAUUAACCUUGCAAUGAUCUUAAUUGUGGUUGUCAGCCCAAAACCCUCUAAAUAUAUAUUAAAUGCAUCUUACCAGGUAUAAAAUGACUACUACAUAGUCUGUGGUGAUCGUUUGGUGCCCAGUUUUCUCGUCGAAUUGCAGCAGUCCAUCACGUUCUCCUCUCCGGGUCUCUCGGAAUACGGUAGAACUUCAAGUCUCUCCGUCUAUCUUCUCUGUUACUGCAACCAACCGCCACACACGCCUUCACCAUUUUGAUUAUUUAUGUUAACAAGCAGAAAAACACGCCAUAAUAGGUGGAAUUUACGUAGCGGUAAUGCGUAAACACGACAAGCUGACAGACAAUAUGGCGCGGAGGCGUGGUUGUGACGUCAUGUGAGUGGGGUCUAUAUACAGAGCCAGGGCCGGUGUUCUGUCAAAAUGUGCUCCCUUAUAAAAUUUUGCUCCCAAAGCUGUUGUGGCGGUGAAAAAGCCCGCUUUUACAUUCAGUUGGACUCUCUGUUAUCCAAAGGUGCUAAAUAAACUAGUUACAUCAUAAACAUACAUGUGCAACACGAAAAUGGCCUAAAUUAAUACUUAACGACAUGGCGAAGUCGUUAACAGUGAGAGCCCGAGUUGCAGUUGCUGUGUGCGGCUAACAUGGUAGGAUGUGUCUGAGGACUUUUGUACAUGUCUUUACAUGAUCAAACCUAAGUAAAUAUUCCUUUCUUUAAAGAAAGUUUGUAGUGUUUACUUUGGAAUCGCCGCAAUCGCGGCCAUUUUUAACAUUACGCGCAUGCGCAAAACCGCAAGGUAGCAAUUUUUGAUGGGUUGCAAAAUUUGUCAGAACACCUGAGUGGGACUCAUUUUCGGCCCCGGAAUUUCAUGCCUCAGACCGGCCCACUCAUUUGAAAUAAUGUCAUUAUGCAUACACGUGUUAAGUUCAUUGUUCUCUAAAGCCGUGUACUGUAAUUCAGUGUAUAUAAAAUGUGUAUUAUAUGUAAUAUAAAUGUGUAUGCAUAUGUAAAAUAUGCAGGUCAAUUGCAUCUAACAUUUAUCUAUCACUUUCAAAUGUGUAGUUUGAUUGCAAUCUAACUUUUGAUAAAUAAAUGAGCCACUAUUAUCAUUUGGGCAUAAAAUGUGACCAUAUUAGAAUUGAAGCUUGCUUGUUCACACUAGCCACGUUUACAUGCUGACUUUUAUUCAUACCGAUUCAAAUCAUUCCGAAUGAAAAUUUCACAUCAGCUGUUUACAUGUCACUUCAUCUAUUCCGAUCCAGCGUUUACAUGUGACUGCCUUUAUUCCGAAAGGACGUUUGACAACUGCCGUCUGACAUGCGCAGAUUAAUCAAAACAAAGCGUCACGUUGCAAAACAUGGAGAUCGAUCGUCAGAUCAGCUGCUGUUUUAACUUUUCGAGUGGAAAAAAAACUUCAGAAUGAUACGCCGUUCAUUUAAAAAGUUGUAUGGGUGCGCUGUGCGUGUGCUCGGAAGCCAUGUUGCAAGUGACGUUACUUACGUCACCAAGUCAGUACGGAGCAUGCGCAGAAAGAACGCAACCAGACACCAUUCCGCUUCCCUGUUUACAUGAUAUAAUUUUACUUCUAAUCGGUUUGGGAAAAGGAAUAUUCCACCCCUGUGAAUCGGAAUGAAAUUCCAUUCGGUUUGGGCCUGUUCAUUCCAAAUGAGGUGUUUAUAUGGAACACAUUUAUUCGGUUUGAACAAAUAUUCCGAUUGUAAUUGGAAUAUUUGGCUCCAUGUAAACGUGGCAAUUGGCAGCAAUCCCAUCCUCACUUCCUCCUGUGUCUGCCACUGACAUUAAAUCACAUAUUAAAGAAAUAGUCAAUUUUGAACAUAACAACAAUGCAUUCUGAUCAAUUGGCAUGUCUACUUUCUCGGGAAGGAUACGUGAUCUUUCUGGACUUGUGGUGUCUCCAGCAGUGGAGAACACCCUCUCAGAUGGGGUGGAGAAAGCCUGCACACACAGAAAGUGUUCAGCUAGUCCAGACAGCAGGGGCAGAGUAUCUCUUUCGUUGUCCCAAAUAUUAACAAGUUUAUAAUUAGGUUGGUGUGAUUACAUAAGGAUGGUUGGAU